This is a messenger RNA of Symbiodinium necroappetens, 720 nucleotides long. Lineage: Eukaryota; Dinophyceae; Suessiales; Symbiodiniaceae. The record is from the annotation of a GenBank genome assembly.
AUGCUACUUACCACAUUGCACUCGUUUGCCCUGGUCGCGGGUAGAAUCCGGCAGCCUCGCGGCAGCACCUUGAGCUUUAGCAGUGUGGAGAGCAAUGCCGACGUGCUAAGGCCUCUAACGCUCGUGAAGUUCAACUAUGAUGGCGACUUCUUCAUCACGUGCGGCAAAGAUGGCGAAGUGAAUCUCAUUAGAACUGAGACCUGCGAACGAGUUGGGACGUACAACCCUCCCGGUGAGAAGGCUGGUGCAGUUUUUGCCGUGGAUGUGACGAUGGACAGCACAUAUGUGGUUACGGCCAACGCAGAUGGAAAGCUGUGCUUCUACACCUUCAAGGGGGAGCACGUCUCUGCCAUCAACCAUGGUGGCGUCUUGAAGUACGUCGAAUGGAACCUGAAGCCGGGCGAUCAAAACAUGGUGUGCACGUGCAAUGACAAAUUCAAGAGUCAAUCAGAAGGCCUGGUUCCAAACAGGAUUAUGAUCUGGUCCUUCGAUCCUCCUCGGCGAAUCCUGUCCAUCGAUGACCAGCUUCCCAUGAAGGCCACCAAAGUCAAAUGGGGAGCUUUCGAUGAAACACUUGUCUCCAUUUUUGAGGAAGGCACUGUGAUCGUUUGGGACUCCUCGGACGGAAGGCAGCUGCAGCUCAUUCAGGCACACCAGAUGGCUGUCACAAGCAGCUUGGCGGUGCAGCGUUUCCGUUCUGGCUCCGGUCAGCUUUUCUGA